AUGUCGAACUCUAGGUUUCUGCUUGACAAUUUUCGUCCAUGGAAUCCCACCCAAGACAAUCCACAGCAAUUGCCCGAACCUGCUGAAAUUUGCCGCUACCCGAGCCCUGUCUCGAUCACGGCCACUCUUCCUUCCUCUACGAUAUCUCGUGAUAUUGCCUCGAAGGUCUUGACGGGUAACCCCGGAAAAAUCCAGCGACAUCCCCUUCCUGCCCGCCCACCGGUGGAGGUGUGCUUGAAUGAUGAAUCCCAGUCAUGUUCACCUCCAACCCGUUGUGGAAUAGAAGUUACGCAGCGAAAUGUUCCUACCGAGGGGAAUCUUCAGGCUUCCGAACCUGAGUGCCCUGCCCAGACUCAAGAAACUCGAGACACCAUUAACAUCGAUCCUGAAAUCUUGCACGACAAUUCUUGUGCUGAUGCUGGACAUAUCGCCAAAACUGGAACCUACCAAAAUAUCGAAUCCACAGUCACAUAUUCCUCGUCAGAAUCACCCUUCACCAAUACAAAUCGACCUCCACGAUCAAACCAACAAGACUCAGAUCACACGGGGAUUUCCAAUCGACAAGUUCCUAAGGUGACGAAACGCUCGUAUACUCGGAAGAAGAGUACAGGCCGUGGUCCCGGUCGGCCUCCCAAAAAAAGAAACAGUGUUCUCGAAAAUGUUUCUUUUUCUUCGGUCCGUUCUCAAUUCUUGGCUAUGUCGGUCGAAGAUCGAUUACAAUUCCUGUCCUGGCUGUUCGAAGGUGCUUUGCCGCACUGUGUUUCAACCUCUACGAGCGCGAGUACCGCAGCUGCAUCAAACUGCGGUACAUCUCUUGGUGCAGAUACAGUGCAUGACUAUGCCCUCUGGGACUCAAACACCGAGCCCGCUGACGUGCAAAAGCCUCCAUCUCACCAUCUGAUGAUGUUAGCACCGUAUCACGGAAGACCGUCGCGUGAAGAAGGCAUAUCGGGGGAGAUCGAAUCUGAUGAUCAGCUCGAAUAUGAGAUCGAAAGGAUCCUUGAACAUAGGAAAGGGGCGCGGGGGUCUCUCUCAUAUCUUGUGAAAUGGAAAGGCUAUGAAGACGUGGAGGCCACUUGGGAACCGCAUGAUUCCGUGCAAGAUACGGCUGCAUUAGAUAACUACGAGCUACAAUUGGCUACCACUACCUAG
This is a messenger RNA of Penicillium brevicompactum, 1152 nucleotides long. Its product is annotated as chromo domain-containing protein. Gene Ontology annotation, molecular function: chromatin binding. Gene Ontology annotation, cellular component: pericentric heterochromatin. The record is from RefSeq and is a predicted model, not a curated record. Lineage: Eukaryota; Fungi; Ascomycota; Eurotiomycetes; Eurotiales; Aspergillaceae. Gene Ontology annotation, biological process: chromatin organization; negative regulation of transcription by RNA polymerase II. The transcript has a single exon. Bases 1 to 1152 code for a protein of 383 amino acids.